AUGCUUGAAGUUGACUUCAAUGAGAUGACAGAUAGACUGAAGAAGAGGAUUGUUAUUCCCAACUUGGUUGAACCCGAGAACAGUCCCUAUGGAACACCAGCGACUUAUGUCAAUCUCGUGGCAGAUCAUUUGACGAAUUCUUUUGAUUUUUCUAUGGUGAACAAUGUGCUUUGUCAGUUUAAGCACUUUAAAACAGUAAUAGGAGAUAUCAACUUGCACUUUAUACACAUGGUUGGAAGUGAGGAGAAGAAGUCCACUCCUAUCAUAUUACUUCAUGGCUGGCCAAGCACAGUUUGGGAGUUCCACAAAUCAAUCCCAAUGCUGGUUGAACAAGGUUAUACCGUAGUGAUACCAAGUCUCCCUGGUCUUGGGUUUACAGAACCACCAAAUGUAACCGGAGUUAGCCCUGCUGUGAUGGCCUGUGCUUACCGCAAACUAAUGCUGCAGCUAGGCUAUAAAAGAUUCGUUGUUGGAGACAAAUACUCCAAACCUUGGAUUUACCACGAAUUCUACUCGAACGAUACAGAACUACUUUCGAGCUUGUGUAUCCCAAAUGUCCCUGUUGCUAUUUCUAAUUUCCCUAACGAGGGUAUUCAUUUGACUAGAUUUGCAACCGGCGCCAUCUUCAACAACAUCAAGCAGUACAACUACCAUACCCACGGAGGACACUUCUCCCACAUUGACAACACAAAGGCUGUUGUCGGGGAUCUGACCUCUUUUAUCCAGAAAAUUAAGUGA
Molecule: messenger RNA, 738 nt
Organism: Bolinopsis microptera
Lineage: Eukaryota; Metazoa; Ctenophora; Tentaculata; Lobata; Bolinopsidae
Product: juvenile hormone epoxide hydrolase-like
Exons: 7
Coding region: 1-738 (245 amino acids)
Biological process (GO): epoxide metabolic process
Molecular function (GO): epoxide hydrolase activity
Source: RefSeq, a predicted model, not a curated record